Molecule: messenger RNA, 777 nt
Organism: Rotaria sp. Silwood2
Lineage: Eukaryota; Metazoa; Rotifera; Eurotatoria; Philodinida; Philodinidae
Source: the annotation of a GenBank genome assembly
AUGAAAGUGGCUACAGCACGUAUUGUUAAUGGAGAAACGGUACGCGCACACUCUUGGCCUUGGCAACUAUUCUUACUCGCCUACGAUCCAGAAACGAAAUUAUCAACGAGUUGCGGUGCCACUUUACUCACACAAAGACAUGUUCUUACCGCAGCACAUUGUGUCCAUGGUUACUUGCCCCCAAACAUAUUUCUAUUUGCAGGUCAACACGCAAGGAAUUUUAAUACCUCUUUAACUGACACCCAUUUCGUCAAUAAAGUCUAUAUUCAUGAAGGCUAUAACGCCAAUGCCUAUAACGAUCUAGCCAUUCUCACAACCGAAGAGGCUUUUCGUUUUGAUUCAUAUGUUAGUCCUAUUUGUUUAGCAACUCCAAAUUCUUCUCUCCUACAAGCGACUGAAGAACUUGUGGCCAUUGGAUGGGGUCGUACUUCCGGUCAACCUGAAACUUUAAGAGUUCCCAAAUAUCUGCAACAAGUCAAAGUCGCUUACAUGCCAACAUCGAACCCCAACUGCUCAGGAAUAUUUGAAUCAGAAUAUACCUUGCAUCCCGGACAAAUGUGUGCUGGGAAUCCGGGUCACAACAUUUGUCGCGGAGACAGUGGCGGGCCGUUGAUGAGACGAAUGCGUUUAACUAACACAGAGACUUACUAUUGGCAACAGGUAGGUGUGGCGUCGCUGACGAAUAGAUGUGGCUGGAAUAGUACAUGGCCCGAUAUCUACACCAAUGUGCCUUAUUAUUAUGAUUGGAUCAUGACAACAGUGAAACAUGCUGUUUAA